Molecule: messenger RNA, 1697 nt
Organism: Spea bombifrons (plains spadefoot toad)
Lineage: Eukaryota; Metazoa; Chordata; Amphibia; Anura; Pelobatidae
Gene: UBXN6
Product: UBX domain protein 6
Exons: 1
Coding region: 75-1376 (433 amino acids)
Cellular component (GO): cytoplasm
Molecular function (GO): protein binding
Source: RefSeq, a predicted model, not a curated record
UUCCGGAAGUUGUUGUUUCGGCUGCGUUUUAAGCUGCUGUGGGAGUUCGGGCGUUUUUUCGUCGCUCCGCAGAGAUGAAGAAGUUUUUUCAGGGUAUUAAAAGCGAUAUUAAAUUCAAGACUGCGGGACCCGGGCACAAGCUGAGCGAGGACAGGAGGGAGGACCCAACGCAAAGACCCAAUGAGCCUCCCAAGCCUCGAAAACCACCGACUGGGGAGGCCCAGAUAGCGGCAGCCACCGCCGCAAUGGCAAGAAUCGAGUCUCAGCAGGUGAAGAGCAAAGUCCUGGCCAAAGACCCCAUUAAGGCUCAGGUUAAGAAGGAGCUGGAAGCUGCUCUAGAGAAGGAGGAGGCGAAAAGCCUUAACGGCAGCACUGAGUCGAGAGUAAAGGAACCCACUACUGUAUGUAACAUUUUGUUCCGGUGCCCGCUGACCAGUGCCCUGCUGAAGAAAGAAGAAAGGGAGAGACAUAUCGCCGAAGUCCUACAGACCCUCUCCGCCACUGAUCCUACCUCUGGGUCCAUCAUGAAGAUUCACACGUUUAACAAAGAUCGAGAAAAGGUAAAAGUGGGAGUAGAAACCAUAGGGAAAUAUCUCGAUAACAUCAUUAAUCACCCAGAGGAAAAGAAGUAUUCCUCGAUCAGACUGUCCAAUAAGGUGUUCCAGGACAGGAUAAGUUGCCUGGAGGGAGCUCUUGAAUUCUUUGAGGCGAUUGGAUUUGAGAGGGAGACGCAAGCUGUGCCGGGACAAGAAGCACAGGAAGAGUUCCUGGUACUGAGCAGUACAGCGCUGGAAAGGCUGGAUACUCUGCAGAACUAUAAAGAUGCUCUUCUAACCGCGGAACCGGUAAGGGCGACCCUGGAACGCCAAGCACGGAUCUUCACUCCUUCCAUCCAGGCUGCGCAUUUCGAUCUCCCCGAUGACUUCUACAACCUGACGGCCGAGGAGAUCAAACGGGAACAAAGGCAGAGGGCCGAGGCGGUGGAGAGAAAUGCAGUGUUAAGAACCAAAGCGAUGAGAGAGAGAGAGGAACAACGGGAAAUGAAGAAAUAUAAUUACACGGUGAUAAGAAUUCGAUUGCCAGAUGGAUACAUCCUGCAGGGCAUGUUCUACGCUCGUGAACGUGUGUCUGCGCUGCUUGAGUUUGUUCGCGAACGGCUUCAGAACGACUGGCUCCCGUUUGAAUUGUUAGUCCCCUGUGGCCAGAAACUAGACACAGAGGAGGCUGCUCUCAAUGAGUGUGGAUUGGUCCCAUCUGCGCUGUUGACCUUCCGUUGGGAUGUAGCUGUCAUGACCGAUAUCAAGGCUGCGGUGGGGACCGGAGCAGAUAAUGUGCUGAAGCCGGAGCUGUUAACAACUGCAGAGACCCUCUUCUAGGUAUCAAAACCCACCCUCCUUCAUGCACAGAUCCUGUAGCGAAAAGAAGGCGAUCCCUACCCUAUAGAGAAGAGCGAGCUGUGACAUAGACCGAAUCUCCAAUUCCAGUUCAGAGAUCGUUGGAUUUUGUACACUACGUUAUUGAUAGUUAUCUGUUCUCUGGCCAAUGAAGAAACAGAAAAAAGUAUCUUCUUUUCUUAACAUUGUAAGGCUUUGAACACAGAGUGUUUAUUCUCAAUAUACAACUGAAAUGGCAACGUGCUUAUUGCCAAUUUCCAAAGAAAUCUUUUUAUAAGCCCCUUUGGAGUGAAGAACCAGGAA